AUGUCGUCCAAGGUCAAGGCUGGUCAGCUCUGGGGAAAGAACAAGGAGGACCUCUCCAAGCAGCUGGAGGAGUUGAAGACCGAGCUUAACCAGCUCCGUGUCCAGCAGAUCACUGGCGGCGCCUCGUCCAAGUCUCACAGAAUCCACGACGUUCGCAAGUCGAUCGCUCGCGUUCUGACCGUCAUCAACGCCAACCAGCGUGCCCAGCUCCGUCUGUUCUACAAGAACAAGAAGCACAUCCCUCUUGACCUCCGCCCCAAGCUCACCCGUGAGCUGCGCCGCAGCCUCACCAAGCACGAGUCUCACGUGCAGACGGAGCGCAAGAGAAAGCAGCAGAUCCACUUCCCCCAGCGGAAGUUCGCCAUCAAGGUAUGA
This is a messenger RNA of Aspergillus affinis, 375 nucleotides long. Its product is annotated as 60S ribosomal protein uL29. Gene Ontology annotation, molecular function: structural constituent of ribosome; mRNA binding. The transcript is spliced from 3 exons. Gene Ontology annotation, cellular component: cytosolic large ribosomal subunit; ribosome. Gene Ontology annotation, biological process: maturation of LSU-rRNA from tricistronic rRNA transcript (SSU-rRNA, 5.8S rRNA, LSU-rRNA); translation. NCBI's taxonomy places the organism in Eukaryota, Fungi, Ascomycota, Eurotiomycetes, Eurotiales, Aspergillaceae. The record is from RefSeq and is a predicted model, not a curated record. Bases 1 to 375 code for a protein of 124 amino acids.